Molecule: messenger RNA, 3094 nt
Organism: Pungitius pungitius (ninespine stickleback)
Lineage: Eukaryota; Metazoa; Chordata; Actinopteri; Perciformes; Gasterosteidae
Gene: miga1
Product: mitoguardin 1
Exons: 16
Coding region: 185-1960 (591 amino acids)
Biological process (GO): mitochondrial fusion
Source: RefSeq, a predicted model, not a curated record
AAAGGUUGCAACGCUUUUAUUUUGAAGGUCCCGCUAGCGCGGCUCGAGUCCUUCACGGAGCAACAGCUGAGGUCAGCCGCAGGAACCGCGAGCUUCAGUCUGCGCACGAACCCUCCACAGACACCGCUCCAGCAGAAUGGUGAUGAGGACAAGAGAGUUGCCAAGUCAUGGAUAGAUCGCCACAAUGACACAUGAGACCCUCACAAGCUCCCAGCUGUCCUUCAGGGCGGCUGCCCUGCGAAUGGUCGACCUUCCUCUCUGCGUGUACGGCUCGCUGGGCCAGGUGAGUGUCAGCGCGGGCACCAAGAAGCUGUUGGCGGCCACGGCCUUCGGCGCCGUCUCGCUCCUCUUCCUCGCUCGCCGCUUCCAGAGGAGGAAGGGAAGAAAGAAGGCUCAGUGGGAGCAGGCUGCCUUUGAGAUUAUCUCCCCGGCACCGGCAGAAAAAGAUCCAGAUAACACGGCUCGAAACAUCACACUCUCCCUCAACUCCAAGAGUGGCUACCCCGCUGGUCUGCUUCUCAACGCAGGACACCACCGGAAGCUGUCCGGGUCCCUGCUGAGCCUGGCCUCGGUGAAGAGCAUGAACUCAUCCAGCAGCAGCACCUGUGCAAAUGUAUCCACCUGUUGGGACCGAGGGGGGGAAGCAGAUAUCUGCAGCGUUGUCAACCUACCUGUCACCACGCCUGAAAACCUGUACCUCAUGGGGAUGGAUUUAUUUGAAGAGGCUCUGCGGCGGUGGGAGGAAGCGUUGACCUUCCGCACCGGGCAGAGCGAGGACGAAGCCACUUGUGCGUCCGUCAAAGUGGGCGCGGGAGACGCCAUCGCCGAGCAGAGCGUGGAGGACGUCCUCAGUGCGGAGUUCCUGCUCAGGCUGAAGUCACUGCUGCAGAGGGCCUACAGCCUCCAGGAGGAGUUCGAGGGGGUGCUGUGCGAGUCUGAGCCCUCGUCGCACAGCAACAGCCAGGAUAAACUGGCCGACGUUUUGUCCAGAGAGGAGCUGGAUGACGCCUGUCUGAGAGACUGCAACAGCAUCGCCUCCACCGACUCGUUUGUGUCUGCUGCCGAGCUGACGGAGCACCGAGAGCUGCGGAGCGUCGUCGCUCUGGGCCAUCACCUUUUCUACGAGGAGGCCCUGCAGAUGGCCGAGGAGGGAAAGAUCUCCUGCAGAGUGCUGCGGACUGAGCUGCUCGAGUGUCUUGGAGACGUGGAUUUCCUGGCCAAGUUGCACUGUGUGCGGCAGGCGUGUCAGCUUAUUUUGUGCGAGAGAACGACCCGGAUGUUUCUCGCCGACACAGGGAAGAAAAUACUGUCUUCCAUUAUUGUGAAAGCACAGAAGAGCCCAAAGAGAUUCGAGGAGGUGUUUGAGGAGAUGAUUUCCUUCCUGGAGCACACGGAGCACUGGGAGAACACCGAGGUGGAGCUCGCCACGCGAGGGGUGAAGCACCUGAACUUCUACGACAUCGUGCUGGACUUCAUCCUGAUGGACUCCUUCGAGGACCUGGAGAAUCCACCGACCUCCAUUCAGAACGUCAUCAACAACCGCUGGCUCAACACUUCCUUCAAGGAGACGGCGGUGGCGUCGAGCUGCUGGUCAGUGAUGAAGCAGAGGAGACAGCACAUGAAGGUGUCGGACGGCUUCAUCGCUCACUUCUACGCCGUGUGCGAACAGAUCAGCCCCGUCCUGGCCUGGGGCUUCUUGGGGCCCAAGAGCUCCCUGCAUGACUUCUGCUGCUUCUUUAAGGACCAGGUCUUGUACUUCCUGAAGGACGUCUUUGACCUGGACAAAGUGCGCUACUCUUCGGUGGAGAGUCUCGCGGAGGACAUGCUGCACCUGCUGCACCGGCGCUCCGAGCUGCUGGUGGCCUACCUGGGCCCCGACUCGCUGCGCCAAGUCGGCGGGUGCAGCUCGCAGCAGGUGCAGCUGGUGCCCAGCGGCCUGCAGGAGGCUCGAGUGCAAUGAGAGAACGGGUGCACACGCACACAGGGCGGGAUAGAACAUUGAUCAUUGGACACACAAACUUGCCAUAAACUUUCUAUUCCACAAAACUGCUGAUCCGAGCACUGAAACGUAAAACACUUAAUUCACCGCGGUCACGCUUUGCGCUCUCAUGCCGCCGUGUCUGGGGAAGAAUUGUACCACCGGCCUUGCCUUCACACGAGAUCGUUGUCUCCAGUGCGUCCUCCUCCUGUUCCUCCUCAGCACCCGGUUCCAAAAUGCCGUAGAAGUGCACAUUUAAAACUAAAUCAUAGCAAUAAUAUUUAAAACUUUCUGUGAGACAUUUCACCGUCGAGCAUUGGUAGAUAUUACGAUGUGAGACUUGUUUCUGUUGUGGAGAGAAUAUUUUAGUAUUUAUUUUAUUAUACAAUUUCUGGAUUUAUUUCCUAGAGGUUGUAGUUGGGCCUGUAUGGUUUGUGCUAAGCUUAAAACAUACAGUAGUAGGAAUGCCAGUGUCGUGGAGAUCUAUUAGAUGCAUUCACACAUCCUGCUGAACAUACCAAACCAUUCAAGUGCUUUGUUUGUGACGAGCACACGCUGGUAAAUGAUUGAUCAGAGGGAUAAAUGUCAAAUAAGCGUUCUUUGGGCAACAGGAUUCGAACCGUAAUGCAAUAUUUAAAGUCUACGGGAUAUGAACAAUUAUAUUUCACAAUCCUACAGCUGUUAAACACGUUCAGAGGAUUGGCUGACAUGCAAGCCUUACUAUUAAUGCACAUAAUCAAGCCUUGUCGGUCACUGAAUGCAAGUCUUAAAUAAAGUAUCUAAAUGCCUGAUUUGUCACUGCCAUGCGCACCAAGGUUAACGCUUGGAGCAUUUUUCAACACAUGUGGUAAAGAGGCAAAUCAUCUUGAGCUUAAUGUUUGCCACUAUUUUUUCAUGUUAAAAACUCACUGGCUCAAACUCUUGCAUGUGACUAUUUUCAUAUGGACUUUAACUCAUCACCUUGUGCGCCAUGAGAAAAUAACGGCAUGUAAACUAGUCAUCUUGAUUGCUGUCAUUUUCCAUGUUGUUAUUAAAUAUUUUAGGCUGCUGAUGUCUUUGUUGUAUUGCAAUAAGUAACUUUGCCUCCAGUAUCAAAUAAAAGUCAGGUGAAUGAUA